Molecule: messenger RNA, 573 nt
Organism: Vicia faba (fava bean)
Lineage: Eukaryota; Viridiplantae; Streptophyta; Magnoliopsida; Fabales; Fabaceae
Source: the annotation of a GenBank genome assembly
AUGGAGAUAGCUGGCAGCUGUGAAACACCACUACCACUUCUCUCACUGAAUCAUGUCUCUAUACUGUGCAGAUCUGUGCUGGACUCUAUGAGGUUUUAUGAGGAAGUUUUGGGUUUUGGUCUCAUCAAACGCCCUUCCUCUUUCAAAUUCAAUGGAGCCUGGUUGUACAACUACGGUUUUGGAAUACACCUGCUAGAGAAUCCAAACUAUGAUGCAUUUGAUAACCCUAUGUAUGAACCACGACCCAUUAAUCCCAAGGACAAUCACAUAUCAUUCCAGUGUACAGAUGUUGGACUUGUGAAAAUGAGGUUGGAAGAAAUGGGGAUGAAGUAUGUUACAGCUUUGGUAGAAGAUGAAGGAAUCAAGGUGGAGCAGGUGUUCUUCCAUGACCCAGAUGGAUACAUGAUAGAACUUUGCAACUGUGAGAAUAUCCCAAUAGUGCCUAUUUCUUCUUCUUCGUGCUCUUUCAAGGCAAGAAGCCAGAGCAUUAAGAAGGCUCCCAGCAAAUGUGGUUUCAUGGAAAAUGUUAUGAUGCGAAGCUUGAGCAUGGAUAUGAUGAACUUUGCGUUUUAA